Messenger RNA from Sesamum indicum (sesame), 3774 nucleotides. RefSeq names its product UDP-glucuronate:xylan alpha-glucuronosyltransferase 1. NCBI's taxonomy places the organism in Eukaryota, Viridiplantae, Streptophyta, Magnoliopsida, Lamiales, Pedaliaceae. Gene Ontology annotation, molecular function: glycosyltransferase activity. The record is from RefSeq and is a predicted model, not a curated record.
UUCCAAGACUAGACUAUUGUUAUAACUUAUAUCAAGCAUCUGAUCGUAUGUCAUAAUGCCAAAAGGUGACACUUCCAAUUCAAACCAGAGCUGUCCAAAUGUAACCUCCAUAUUUAUAGCACCCAUCAAGACAUCAGCUUUUGAGUUUAUUAUUGAGUGGUCAAUAUUAAGAAAAAAACUAUAAUGGUUAAUCACAUGAACCCUAAUGCAAUUUUUGGAAUGUAGAGGGUGGGUGGUAAAACACACUGCUUUUUCACGGUUCUGCAUAUGCUAUAUUUGAUAUUUAAUAUAUAAAGUACUUUUGAGAGUAUAAAGUGGCGUUUAAUAUGUCGAGUAGUUAGAUGAUCGACAUAUAUAUUACUUUUCAAAAGUAAGGCCAUAUGACUAUUAUUUAUGGACCUAAUACACAAAUUAUCAAAUGUAGCAUGAGUUUAACCUUUUUUCACCAGCCCCUAAAAUGAAUCGACAAGUAGAGGGUAGAAUCCAACUUAGAAAAACCUAGAAGAUUAUAUUUUCCUUAUUUGGUGGGAAGAUUUGGGGAAUCAACCAUUAAACACAUGAAUAAUCAACUAAACCUUGUUGUUUGAUUAAUCUCAGAUAGUCAUGCUUUCUUUACAAAGAAACUAGUAAACAACUUUCGAAAUCCCAAUUUACAUCAGGUGAUGGCAAUGCCAUAUUGCUUGCCUACUGUUAUGUAAUGUACUCAAGAGGAAAGUAAAGAUGUCAAUCUUCCCUCAGCCAACUCCAAGAAGAAAACUAUGAUAUCCUUCUAUUGAAAGAGGAUCUGCUUUUGGAAGUUUAGCUACAAAUGAUUCCAAGAAGCAUGCAUUUUUGGUAGUUGUGUCUACAACACAUGUAAAAUAUAUAUAUAAAGACAUUUAUGAGUAGGAGAGUUGGAAAUGCACAUUACUCACUACUGUAUUUACCCUGUUUCCCGAAUCGGAUUUUCCAUUCCAAAUUCUGUUACAUCUCUAUUCCCUUUAAUAUGUACACGCCAUGUGUACAAAGAUGACGUCAUUUAUUUUAUUUAAGGAAAGAUUUUAUACAUGCAGCGCUGUGUAUGUUAAUUGAAAUAGAAGAUGUCGUCUCUGUCUUUCUCUCUCUCUCUCUCCAUUCUAUAACUGCUAUUUCCUUCACUUAUGAGUUCAUAUGGAUAAGUAUCCUUUGUUUGAAAUGGCACAUUGUAACUUUCAAUGGCCAUCUCAUGGUAAGUUGUCAACCAUUUUUAUGGUAAGGAAAAUAUGAGUUGAUUAUCUUCUAUAUUUUGCUCUUCAUUUUCUUUAUCAGUGCUCUUUUUCCUGGACCCUUUUUGUUAUCUGUAGCACUGCAUGUCUGGAGCUGUGGCAUUCAUCAGCUGGAUUAUAUGUGUUUUCCCUGAAAAGGUGUUGUUUUUUCAUUCUUGAUGGAACAGAUAGUGACGAAGAACGAUUAGUCAUUUCUGAAUCACCAUGGAUGCAAGACAAAGAACGUCAGUACGUUUCGUCGUUUAUGUUUACAGUAGUUAUAGGAAGAAAUUUCCGUUCACUUUUGUUCCCUCUGUCACGAAGUUUAACAAAUACGAAUCGGUUCCAAAAAAUUAAAACUUCCCUCCAAUGAUGUUGUGCUUGGCUGGCAUAAACAGUUAGAUUCAAAGUUAAUUGCCUCAAGAACCACGCAGUCACUUAGAUUUCAUCACAUACACAUAUUAACUUAGUCCUACUAAAGCGUGCUUAAGUUUUGGAAAGUAUCAGGUUCUUACAUUGUUGUCUUGAUCAUCAACUUAUAUAUGUGGCUGGCCCUGCCAGCAGUAACUGAGCUUACAUGUGUUAACAGAGACGACGCAUACAAAAGAAAGCUGCAGAGGAUCAAAGUGAGGAGUGUCGAGAAUUCUUUUAACUUUGCUACUGGAGGCAAGAAUGCUAAAUGGAAGUUCCAACCCUUAAAACUUGUCCUGAUUAUCCUUGUUCUUGGUGUGUUUUUCACGUUUCUUUCUUCUCCAACAGUUUGUUAUCAAAACGGCACAUCCCACACAGUUUCUCGGUGGAUUUGGGGUGGAUCAGAUCCUCGAUACAUAUCAGAUUUAGACAUCAGUUGGGAAGAAAUUUUGAGAGCCUUGAAUCAGUUACAAGACUAUGACAAAAUUCAAGGGGUCGGCCUUCUCAAUUUCAACAAAAACGAAAUCCAUAAAUGGCAACACUUUAUUCCCAACGCCAAUCACACCGUUCUCCAUCUGGACUAUGCUGAUAAAAACCUGACAUGGGAGUCCUUGUACCCAGAGUGGAUCGAUGAAGUCCAAGAAAAUGAAGUUCCCAGCUGCCCUUCUCUUCCAAGCAUUGAAGUUCCAAGAGAACGACUUGAUCUCAUCGCUGUCAAGCUUCCUUGCCGAAAAGAAGGCAACUGGUCAAGAGACAUUGCUCGGCUGCAUUUACAGAUUGCUGCUGCUAAUUUAGCCGCCUCUUGCAAAGGAAUUUACCCUGUGCACGUUCUUUUUGUAACAAGCUGCUUUCCCAUACCAAACUUGUUUACCUGCAAGGAUUUGGUUGCACAUGAAGGUAAAACGUGGUUGUAUAAGCCAAAUUUGACAGCAUUGAGAGAAAAGCUUUGCCUCCCAAUUGGAUCCUGUGAACUUGCGCUUCCGCUUGGAGGUGUAGAAAGGGAUUACUCAAGAAAGAGGCAAAGGGAGGCGUAUGCCACGAUCCUGCAUUCAGCUUAUGUUUACGUUUGUGGAGCCAUAGUUGCCGCGCAGAGCAUCAGAAUGUCAGGGUCCACCAGGGACCUUGUCAUUCUUGUUGAUAAAUCGAUCAGCGACCACCAUAGAAACGGGCUAGAAUUGGCGGGUUGGCAAGUCAGGACUAUAGAGAGAAUAAGAAAUCCAAAAGCUGAAAAAGAUGCCUACAACGAAUGGAACUACAGCAAGUUCAGAUUAUGGCAGCUGACAGAUUAUGAUAAGAUAAUUUUCAUCGAUGCUGAUAUGCUUAUCCUCCGAAACAUUGAUUUCCUGUUCGUUAUGCCAGAGAUCUCCGCCACAGGCAACAGUGGUCCGCGUUUCAACUCAGGAGUAAUGGUGAUAGAGCCAUCAAACUGCACGUUCGAGCUUCUGAUGCAUCAUAUAAAUGAGAUAGAAUCGUACAACGGUGGAGACCAGGGCUACUUGAACGAAAUAUUCACAUGGUGGCACCGGAUACCCCGGCACAUGAAUUUCCUCAAGCACUUCUGGAUUGGUGACGAUGAGCAAGUGAGGCAGACCAAAGUCCAUCUCUUUGAGGCAGAACCGCCUAUUCUUUACGUUCUUCACUACUUAGGCAACAAGCCUUGGGUAUGCUUCAGGGACUACGACUGCAACUGGAACGUCGACCAGUUGCAAGAAUUUGCAAGCAAUGUUGCCCACAGGACAUGGUGGAAAGUGCACGACAUGAUGCCGGAGAAACUCCAAGGUUUCUGCAUGCUGAAAACUAUACAGAAAGCACAGUUGGAGUGGGACAGAAGGGAAGCAGAGAAGGCCAACUAUUCGGAUGGGCAUUGGAGGAUCAGAAUACGGGACGAGCGUCUCAUACGGUGCAUCGAUCAGGACUGCAGCUGGCAAGGCAUGUUGAGGCACUGGGGCGAGAACACCCCUCCAGCUAGUUUAUGAUCAACAACAAAUGUCAGCUGCUUCUUGAAUAGAUAGAGAUUUUUGCAUUGGGUGCUCUAUGAAUGCUUUAGACACAUUUAGGACAAUGAACAUGUUUCUUGAAAGUUUCUUAGUUUGAUACUUGGGCUGUUCCACUGAUUCAAUAUCACUGAUGACAUUAUUGC